Glycine soja is the source of this 2136-nucleotide messenger RNA. RefSeq lists its product as uncharacterized. The coding region runs from base 282 to 1823 and encodes 513 amino acids. Gene Ontology annotation, molecular function: DNA-binding transcription factor activity. Gene Ontology annotation, biological process: regulation of DNA-templated transcription. The record is from RefSeq and is a predicted model, not a curated record. Gene Ontology annotation, cellular component: nucleus. The transcript is spliced from 5 exons. NCBI's taxonomy places the organism in Eukaryota, Viridiplantae, Streptophyta, Magnoliopsida, Fabales, Fabaceae.
AAAUAACAGCGUCUCAAAGAAGUUAACCAGACAAGACAAAGACCAUGAGAUGAUAGUCGUAGGAACCACGGUGAGAAGAGAAGAAGAAUUAUUAUUACACACAAAACAAACGCAGUUGAUGUUGCUGCUCUAGACUGUUCUGCGACUCUUUACGCAACUAUAUUUUCGUUUUUGCCGAGAUAGGGUUUUCGGUUUUCUUCACUGCUCUCUCACCAGGGGCGAGUUGUGAAUGGAAGCACAAGGCAUAAAGUAUAAAGCAUAAAGCAUAGUUAGUUGAGUCAAUGGAAGGUGUUGAUCAAAGAAAUAGUUCUGCAUUUGGUGUUCCAGUUCCAAGACCACCAAACCAGAAAUCUCGUAUGCCACCAUCUCACCCUAGUAUCAAUGUUUCACCUUCAGCAACUCCUUAUUCCCAAUACCCUCAGCGAUUGCGUUCUCCGGGUUCCUCCCAUUCGAGGUCUUUGUCUCAACCUCCCAUUUUAUCGUUGGAUUCAUUGCCCCCAUUGAGUCCUUCCCCUGCUGCUGUUACCUCCAUGUUUGACUCAAUCUCAACAACUGAUAUGUCUGUGGAGGAAAGUAAUGUUUCCUCUCAGGUGCCCCUCAAUAGAGGGCAUGCCCUUCUUCCUCCUAGGAAGGGACACCGGCGCUCUAGUAGUGAUUCCCCUUUGGGAAUCUCUGGUUUUAUGCAGUCUUCUCCAGUUCCCUCCGGAGGAGAGAGCUCGGGGUUCGAGAAGCCGAUUCAGUUGGUCUUGAAGGCGUCCUUUAGGGACAGCCUGGAUGGGGGCCAUGCUAAUGAGCCUGUUAAUGGGAGGAAGGAGGAGGCUGCGGAUGAUUUGUUCAGGGAAUACAUGAAUUUGGACAACUUUGAUAAUCUGAACUUUCCUGGCAUGGAAGAUAAGGACUUGGAUAGCAGGACCAGUGGUUCCAAGACAGUUGAGAGCAGCGAUAAUGAAGUUGAGAGUCAUGUCAAUGGGAAGGCGAGUGGGGCUCAGGGGGCAAGUUCAAGCUGCUCGGAGGAAAGGAGGGAAGGAGUCAAGAGGAGUUCAAAUGGGGAGGUUGCACCGGGUUCCCGGCAUCGGAGGAGUUUUUCGUUGGAUAGUUCCAUAAGGAACUUUAACAUUGAAGAUGGAUUGCCUAAGCUUCCUCCUUCGAAAAAUCAAAUGGGUCAGCACUCACCUAGCAAUUCGAUGGAUGGCAAAAUGUCAGAAACCUCCACGGAGUUUGGAAAUGGCGAAUUUAGUGCAGAGGAGGUAAAGAAAAUAAUGGAAAGUGAUAAACUAGCUGAAAUUGCUUCGACUGAUCCCAAACGUGCAAAAAGGAUUUUGGCUAAUCGUCAAUCAGCUGCUCGUUCAAAGGAGAGGAAGAUGCGAUACAUUGCUGAAUUGGAACACAAAGUGCAAACUCUUCAGACAGAAACAACCACAUUGUCUACUCAGUUUACCAAAUUACAGAGGGAUAACUCUGACCUUAAAAGUGAGAACAACGAGUGCAAAUUAAGGCUUCAAGCCAUGGAACAACAGUCUCUAUUGAAAGAUGCUCUGAACGAGACUUUGGAUGCUGAAGUCCGGCGUUUGAGGCGUGCUGUUGCAGAACUUGGCGGUGAAUCCCUCACAAGUUGCAUGGCUCGACAGCUUGCUAUUAACCAACAAAUGUUUGAGUUACAGCAUCAGCAGCCCAGCCAACAGAGACAUUUUCUACUGCAAAAUCACCAUACUCAGGAAGAGAUAGAGUCUCGAUCACAGCAGAUUCAAGGCAAUGAAUUGCAUCCCCAGGCACAGAUUCAGUCACAGCAGAUUCAACGCAAUGAAUUGCAUCCCCAGCCUUAAAUUGCAGAGAAAUAUGUUGCCUAUUAAUGGUGCCAAAUAGUGGAAGCAAAAUACUUUUGGACGUGGAGCUGGUGAGGUAUAAGUAUAAUCUCAAUCGUACAUAAGCAGUGAUCUAGCAUUAGUUUGCUUGAAGUUUCAUAAGAUCGGUUCAUCAUCUUUAUUUAAUUUAUUAUUUUGACUGUUUUACCUGCAUACAAACGCGGACUAUCCUAUUCAUGUAGUAAACCUUAUUGUCAUGAAUACAACCCACCUUUCUCUAUUGAGAGGGGUCAUGUUGUUGCAUAAUCUAUGUUACUCUAUAAAUUAUUGUUGA